AUGCGCCUCCUGAAAGGGGAACAGUCUGGAAAUGGCAUAGCCGUUGCUGCUUCAAGUAGUGUCCCUAGGGUGCUCUACUGGAGGGCUGCAGGCACACCUACCGGGGAGCUCCCUAGGCACACGCACCUCGUAGAACCAUCGUUACUGCACAAGGUGAACGUCACUGUGGACUACAUCAGACCCGCCAGCACGGCCACGGAGACUGUGCCUGCCUUCUCAGAGCGAACCUGUGCGACUGUUGCCAUUGGAGGCAUAAACAUCGCUGAGGCCCUAGUGAGCAAGGGCCUUGCCACAGUCAUCCGCUACCGGCAGGACGACGACCAGCGAUCCUCGCACUAUGACGAGCUGCUGGCCGCGGAGGCACGGGCUAUCAAGAAUGGCAAAGGAUUGCACAGCAAGAAAGAGGUGCCAAUACACCGGGUGGCCGAUAUCUCUGGGGACACCCAGAAGGCCAAGCAGUUCCUGCCCUUCCUGCAGCGGGCCGGCCGCUCCGAGGCGGUGGUGGAGUACGUCUUCAGCGGCUCUCGGCUCAAGCUAUACAUGCCAAAGGAAACCUGCCUCAUCACCUUCCUGCUAGCAGGUAUCGAGUGUCCCCGUGGAGCACGAAACCUUCCCGGCCUGGUCCAGGAGGGAGAGCCCUUCAGCGAAGAAGCUACCGUCUUCACCAAGGAGCUGGUGCUGCAGCGUGAGGUAGGACAUGUGCCCCACCUCCCCAUGCACGCAGUGGCCGCCGCGGCUGGCUUUGAGGCUCCGCCUUGA
Trachemys scripta elegans is the source of this 759-nucleotide messenger RNA. Its product is annotated as staphylococcal nuclease domain-containing protein 1-like. The coding region runs from base 1 to 759 and encodes 252 amino acids. The record is from RefSeq and is a predicted model, not a curated record. Gene Ontology annotation, molecular function: RNA binding; nuclease activity. Gene Ontology annotation, biological process: mRNA catabolic process. Gene Ontology annotation, cellular component: cytosol; nucleus. The transcript has 7 exons. Lineage: Eukaryota; Metazoa; Chordata; Testudines; Emydidae.